This is a messenger RNA of Phyllostomus discolor (pale spear-nosed bat), 484 nucleotides long. Its product is annotated as nucleophosmin-like. Gene Ontology annotation, cellular component: nucleolus; centrosome; ribonucleoprotein complex. Gene Ontology annotation, biological process: ribosomal large subunit biogenesis; ribosomal small subunit export from nucleus; regulation of centrosome duplication. The record is from RefSeq and is a predicted model, not a curated record. Lineage: Eukaryota; Metazoa; Chordata; Mammalia; Chiroptera; Phyllostomidae. Bases 1 to 447 code for a protein of 148 amino acids. The transcript is spliced from 3 exons. Gene Ontology annotation, molecular function: chromatin binding; histone binding; RNA binding.
AUGGAAGAUGUGGUGGACAUGGACAUGAGCCCUCUGCGGCCCCAGAGCUACUUAGCAGCUGUGGAGGAAGAUACAGAGUCAGAAGAUGAAGAGGAGGAGGACGUGAAACUCCUAAGUGUGUCUGGGAAGUGUUUUGCCCCUGGAAGUAGUAGCCAGCUUCCACAGAAAAAAGUAAAACUUGCUGCUGAAGAGGAUGGUGAAGACAACGAUGAUGAAGAAGAUGAUGAUGAUUUUGAAGAUGAGGGAGCUGAUGAAAAAGCUCCAGUAAAAAAAGGUCAAGAAUCCUUCAAAAUCAGGAAAAAAACUCCAAAGAUACCAAAAGGGCCUAAUUCUGUAGAGGCCAUUAAAGCAACAAUGCAAGCAAGUGUAGAAAAAGGUGGUUCACUUCCCAAAGUGGAAGGCGAGUUCAUUAAUUAUGUGAAGAAUUGCUUCCAGAUGAGUGACUAAGAGGCCAUUCCAGAUCACUGGCCAUGGAGGAAGUCUC